AUGGAAAAUACCACUGGAGAGUUCAUGUUUGUGCUUCAUGGAUUGAAUGACACAAAGACAAACAAACACAUUUACUUUGCAGUUGGUCUUGUUGUGUAUAUAGUAACUCUGCUUGUAAAUUUGACACUAAUUAUUACUGUCAUUCUUGACAAGACACUUCAUGAACCAAUGUAUUUGUUCAUAUGCAAUUUGUAUAUAAAUGGAAUAGGUGGUGCUUCUGCUUUCUAUCCAAAGAUCCUUGCUGAUCUUUUUUCAGACACUCAUGUUAUUUCAUAUACUGGGUGCCUAACACAAAUGUUUGUAAUUUACUGGUAUGUUUUCUGUGAAUUUACAACUCUAACAUUCAUGGCAUAUGACAGAUAUUCCGCUAUUUGUAAACCGUUGGAAUAUCACUACAUUAUGACACACCAAAUGGUGGUGAAACUGUUGAUUUGUACCUGGCUUUUUUCCUUACUGGAAACAUCUGUUGGGGCUUCACUAACAAGCCAACUUACCUUAUGUGGUCAUGACAUUGACAAAAUUUACUGUUUUAACUGGGAUGUUGUAAAGCUAUCCUGCUCAGAUGUCACAGCGACAAGCAUUUAUGGAUACAUAAUAUUGUUUUCCCAUACUUCUCAAGCUGUGUUCAUCAUUAUUUCAUACAUUCACAUCAUCAAAGCAUCUUUGAAGUCCAAGACUGAGCAAGUCAAAUUCAUGCAGACAUGCCUGCCUCAUUUAAUAACCCUUUUUAACUUUAAUAUUUCCCUGUUGCUUGACAUUUUGUGUGCUCGCUAUGGCACUGGUCAGGGACUUCAAGUUCUGCGCAAUAUUUUAGGUGUAGAGUUUCUUGUGAUGCCUCCUCUCAUAAACCCCAUCAUAUAUGGGAUCAGAAUGACACAAAUUCGCAGUCGACUCAUGCAAAUGUACAGUCAUACAUUUAAUGCCCUUCGAUCAGUAGUAUGGCAGGGGUAA
Electrophorus electricus (electric eel) is the source of this 951-nucleotide messenger RNA. Its product is annotated as olfactory receptor 4S1-like. Gene Ontology annotation, molecular function: G protein-coupled receptor activity; odorant binding; olfactory receptor activity. NCBI's taxonomy places the organism in Eukaryota, Metazoa, Chordata, Actinopteri, Gymnotiformes, Gymnotidae. Gene Ontology annotation, cellular component: membrane. Gene Ontology annotation, biological process: detection of chemical stimulus involved in sensory perception of smell; G protein-coupled receptor signaling pathway. The record is from RefSeq and is a predicted model, not a curated record.